Molecule: messenger RNA, 1134 nt
Organism: Aspergillus wentii DTO 134E9
Lineage: Eukaryota; Fungi; Ascomycota; Eurotiomycetes; Eurotiales; Aspergillaceae
Product: deoxyhypusine synthase
Exons: 2
Coding region: 1-1134 (377 amino acids)
Biological process (GO): peptidyl-hypusine biosynthetic process
Cellular component (GO): cytoplasm
Molecular function (GO): deoxyhypusine synthase activity
Source: RefSeq, a predicted model, not a curated record
AUGGCUACACCAAAUCCAACAGUGCCUGGAGGGGCAGCUCCUUCUUCUGCUACCAAUGCCGUCCUUGUCGCCUCUGAGCCGGUUCCUGAAGGGACUCACCAGGUCCGCGGGGUCGACUUUGAUCACUUCCAAGGCCGCGAUAUUACUGUCGCAGAGAUGGUAGAUAACAUGAGCCAUAUGGGUUUUCAAGCAAGCGCUGUCGGGGAGGCUACCCGUAUUUUGAAUGAUAUGCGCGCAUACCGUCACCCUGAAACAGGAGAGAAAACCACCAUUUUCCUUGGUUACACCUCAAAUCUGAUAUCGUCCGGACUCCGAGACACCCUUCGCUAUCUUGUUAAGCAUCGUCAUGUUUCCGCCAUCGUUACCACAGCCGGAGGAGUGGAAGAAGAUUUGAUCAAAUGUCUGGCACCCACCUACAUGGGCUCAUUCACCGCACCAGGAGCAGGACUUCGCGCGAAAGGCCUCAAUCGUAUCGGCAAUCUGCUCGUCCCGAAUAGCAACUAUUGUUCCUUCGAAGACUGGUUGGUUCCCAUUCUGGAUAAGAUGCUGGAGGAGCAGGAAGCCGCAAAGAAAAAGGCACUCGAGACAGGUGACGAGGAGGAUGAACUGCACUGGACACCAAGUCGCAUCACAGAACGGUUGGGUCGAGAGAUCAACAACGAAGACUCGGUGCUUUACUGGGCGGCUCGCAACAACAUUCCUAUCUUCUGCCCCGCUCUGACAGACGGCUCUCUGGGCGAUAUGCUCUACUUCCACACCUAUCGUUCCUCCCCACAGCGGCUGCGGGUCGAUAUCGUUGACGAUGUGCGCCGUAUCAACACGAUGGCCGUGCGGGCCGCCCGCGCGGGAAUGAUCAUUCUCGGAGGCGGGAUAAUUAAACACCACAUUGCCAACGCGUGUCUGAUGCGAAACGGAGCAGAGCACGCAGUAUAUGUGAAUACGGCGCAAGAGUUUGACGGCAGUGACGCUGGAGCCCGUCCGGACGAGGCUGUGAGCUGGGGAAAGAUCAAGGCGGACGCGAACGCAGUCAAGGUUUACGCUGAAGCAACGGUUGUCUUUCCCCUCAUGGUUGCCGCCUCAUUUGCACGAGCCGAAUCGUCCUCAUCAAACCAGGCAACGGAAUCCCACAACUGA